This is a messenger RNA of Babesia bigemina, 1074 nucleotides long. RefSeq names its product SUMO-1-ACTIVATING ENZYME E1A, putative. Gene Ontology annotation, cellular component: cytoplasm; SUMO activating enzyme complex. The record is from RefSeq and is a predicted model, not a curated record. The transcript has 5 exons. Gene Ontology annotation, biological process: protein sumoylation. Lineage: Eukaryota; Apicomplexa; Aconoidasida; Piroplasmida; Babesiidae. Gene Ontology annotation, molecular function: SUMO activating enzyme activity. Bases 1 to 1074 code for a protein of 357 amino acids.
AUGGCCAAUAUUUUGCAUUGUAACAAUAAAGUUGAUGCGAUACAUACCAUGAAAAGAGUAGUUUGCGGAUCGUCGCUGUCCAAUCAGGAUGCGCUACUAUACGAUAGGCAAAUUAGACUCUGGGGCAUAGAAGCUCAACAAAGAAUGAUGAGCGCACAAGUUUUAUUUCUGGGGAAGAAUGGAAUCCAAGAGGAGGCAAUGAAGAAUUUGGUCCUCUCUGGUGUAGGAGUGACACUGGCAAAUGACCUAUACGUGAACGAAGAAGAUGUGAAAUACAGCUUCCUUUUGCGCAAAUCGGAUAUAGGGACCAACCAUGCUAAGUCAUUGGUUUAUAGGUUACGUGAGAUGACUGCGGAGAAGCGUAGGAUAAAUUUCAUAACAGAUUCCGUGGUGAAAGAUGAAUACCUGAAUGGCGUACACUCGUACAAAAUUGACGAGUCAAUAAUUGAAGAAUUCGAAAUAGUAUCGUUCGCCGCCGAAAGUUAUACACUUCCGAAGAUGACUCACGUGAACGACGUAUGCCGGCAGAAAGGCGUAGCAGUAAUAGCAUCCAUGGAUAAUGGAAUGCAUGGUUUCUUGUUACAGGAUCUCAACACGCAUACAGUGUAUCCAUUAUUAUUAUUGCAUCAUCUAAGCGUUUUACAGCCAAGGUUCCCGAGAAAUUGCGACAUAUCGAUCAGGAAUGUCAUAGGUUAUCUAUUAAUGCAGCGAUUGUUCCCACAUAGACAAGAUAUCUCACUUGAAAGUCCGAGUUUUAUGAUCCAGUUAAGAGACAUAUGUGAUAGCGUCGGAGGAAGAGAAGCUGAUAUCAUGUGGGUUUGUUCACACAGCAUACAUGUUUCUGACCCAUGUUUUUUUCGCGUGUGUUACAUCUUAUGGACUAUUACCGUGGUAUACUCAAUACGCAGCUCGUUAUAUGAGAUGAGAGGGAAACGUCUGGCCAUCACAAGCGGCAUUUUGGGAGGCUAUUUGGCUCUGGAGAUAAGGAAAUUUAUCACCAAGCAACACGAAACCAUCCCGAGUUUGUGUGUAUUUGAUAUGGCUCGGUCCAUAGUUACGACGGCGAUGUUGUAA